AUGAGGCGCGUUGCACUUGCCAGUGCUGCCCUGGCCUUCUGUCUGCCCGCCCAAUGGGUGGCAGCGGAAAAGCGCGAGCGGAGCAUUGCGGCGCGCGAGGCAGCGCGACAGAAAGACGCGGCGCAUGCAGGAGAGCGAACAGGCAGGCAAGACAAGCAUGCGUCCAAAUACUCGAAGAAGAGCGUGCUCCUGCUCAAGGAGGUCUUCGACGAGUACGAUGGGGACGGGUUCGGCACAAUCUCGCUCAACGAAAUGCGGCAGUCCCUCAUCCAGAAGAAAGAGGACAAGGCACGCGCGGCAUUGCAGUCCAAGGACCUCGCCGUCCGGCAGGCAGCCGCCGGGAUCGAUAUUGCCGACGUUGUCGAGCCUCUCUUCAGAACUUUGGACCGGGACGGAGACGGCGAAAUUAGCUUUCCGGAGCUACUCGCGGUGCUCUUCCCCCUCGCCACGCACACAGAGAUGGAAACGAUGCUCUCCUGGGUGAAGAAAGGGCCCCAAGGCCCAAACGAGCUGCCGCUCACGAUGUCGGAGGAGCAGCUAUCGGAGCUCCGCGCGAUCUUUGACAUCUUCGACACCGACGGGUCGGGAGCCCUCACACUCCCAGAGUUGCAGGCAGCACUUGCCUCGUGUGGGAUGACAAGGGGUGAGAUCAGAGACCUGUUUGAGAGCGCUGACGUCGACCAGCGCGACGGCCACCUCGACUUCUGCGAGUUUGUGAGCAUGAUGACAGAAUCAGAGUUCUUGUAG
This is a messenger RNA of Emiliania huxleyi CCMP1516, 747 nucleotides long. RefSeq lists its product as hypothetical. Bases 1 to 747 code for a protein of 248 amino acids. The transcript has 2 exons. Gene Ontology annotation, molecular function: calcium ion binding. The record is from RefSeq and is a predicted model, not a curated record. Lineage: Eukaryota; Haptophyta; Isochrysidales; Noelaerhabdaceae.